AUGAUUGAGAACUGUGGCAGGGUGGAGGUGAAACAGGGAGAGGGGGGUCUGGAGGAGAGUGUGUCAUACAAGCUGUGCUUCAACUCCUUCUUCAACAAUGAGGACAUGCAGGAGAUCACCAAACACUUUGUGGUGUGCCACGUGGACGCACCAGGGCAGCAGAUAGGAGCCUCACAGCUGCCCCCAGGGUACCAGUACCCCACCAUGGACCAGUUGGCCGGGAUGCUGCCCACUGUGGUGCAGCACUUUGGAUUUAAGAGCAUUGUUGGGAUCGGAGUUGGAGCUGGAGCUUACAUUCUGGCCAAGUUUGCUCUGAUCUUCCCUGACAUGGUGGAGGGUUUGGUCCUGCUCAACAUCGACCCCAACGGCAAAGGCUGGAUUGACUGGGCUGCCGGCAAGCUGACAGGUCUGACCAGCGCUCUGCCAGAUACUGUGCUGCCUCACCUCUUCAGCCAGGAGGAGCUGAUGAGCAACACAGAGCUGGUGCAGAGCUGCAGGCAGCAGAUCAACAACACUGUCAACCAGUUCAACCUGCAGCUCUUCUGGAACAUGUACAACAGUCGGAGGGACCUGGAGAUGAAUCGCAGCGGAGCGGUGCUCAACGCCAAGACCCUGAAGUGUCCUGCGAUGUUGGUGGUGGGAGACAACGCUCCGGCGGAGGAGGGCGUGGUGAGUCCUCCCUUUCUGCAUGAUGUUACCCCAUGCUCUGAAACAUCUCUUUCUGUCAGCAUGGAGUCCCUCGAGCUAUCUUCCUCCAUUAGCUCUUUCACACUUUUCCUGGUUCUAAUGGACUGUACACACGGUUCCGUCACGUGCUUCAACAGAGACACUUCCCAUUCACUUUGA
This is a messenger RNA of Notothenia coriiceps (black rockcod), 846 nucleotides long. RefSeq names its product protein NDRG4-like. The record is from RefSeq and is a predicted model, not a curated record. Bases 1 to 846 code for a protein of 281 amino acids. Lineage: Eukaryota; Metazoa; Chordata; Actinopteri; Perciformes; Nototheniidae. The transcript has 10 exons.